Molecule: messenger RNA, 506 nt
Organism: Haliotis rubra (blacklip abalone)
Lineage: Eukaryota; Metazoa; Mollusca; Gastropoda; Lepetellida; Haliotidae
Exons: 3
Source: RefSeq, a predicted model, not a curated record
UAACUACCCCUCAAGUCACAACAGCAACGCCAACGACAACAUGUUCAACAACAUCAGUAGUGCCAGUUAGUCAUUCAACGCCGAUGGAAAUAAACACAAGUGCAAAUGUUCGAUCUGAUCACACAGCCAGACAAACAAGUUCGACAAAGAAACUCCUCAAACACCCUAAAACAGGCCCAUCGAGCAUGCCUCCAACAAUACGUCCAUCAGAUAUCUAUACCAUCCACUUCAAGACGGCGUUGUCAUCCGCAGAUGUCGACGAUGUCGUUGCGAGUUUAACCACAUUCGCCAAGGAUCACAUAUGCCACCACAACCUCCCCCACGUCCUUCCUCAGUCUCACACGGCGAAGAAUGCCAUCUCCUUCGGCGUUCUCUGUGACAGUACCCAGGAAACCACCAGUGACAUACAGAAAGCAAUCUCUUCAGUCAAAGAAGAAGACAUUCAGAAACUGUUUUCAAAACAGCUUGUUUCGAGAAAUACUGAAAACGAUGACAAUUCGUUAAAG